AUGGCAAACCAGAUAACGGAAGCCUCUCUGAAGGCUGUCUUGACCGAACGCCUCCAGGCAACUCACGUCGAGGUCACAGACAUGUCUGGCGGCUGUGGCCAAGCCUUCACCUCCACGAUCGUCUCCCCCGUUUUCGAGAAGCAAACCUCGCUCAAGCGUCACCGCCUUGUCAACGCCGCCCUCAAAGACGAGAUUGCGCAGAUCCACGCUUGGAGCGCAAAGUGCCAGACCCCCGCCGAGUGGGAACGUGACAGGGCCGCCGCCGGCGGCGUCAACGACGGCCCCCCGAUGGAUGGGACCGUUGGUGGAAAGGUCGAGGGCGUUGCGCAGUAG
Molecule: messenger RNA, 333 nt
Organism: Colletotrichum navitas
Lineage: Eukaryota; Fungi; Ascomycota; Sordariomycetes; Glomerellales; Glomerellaceae
Product: bola-like protein
Exons: 2
Coding region: 1-333 (110 amino acids)
Biological process (GO): intracellular iron ion homeostasis
Cellular component (GO): nucleus; cytosol
Molecular function (GO): 2 iron, 2 sulfur cluster binding
Source: RefSeq, a predicted model, not a curated record